AAGACAGACCUGGGUCUAUACAAAGACCAUGGUCUUAUGCCUCUCUUUAAAGAUACCAAUUUGCCCGUCCUACUAACCUUCUCCCAUUCUUUCAUUUCCUCCCCUAAACCUUGAACCAUGGGAACAUCAAUGCCAACGGAGAUAAAUGUGAUCAGCCUCAAUUGCUGGGGCUUGAAGUUUAUCUCCAAGCAUCGCAAUGAACGACUCACAGAGAUUGGCAAGCGCAUAGCGGAGGCAGAUCCUGCGCCCCAAAUUGUUGGAUUACAAGAAUGUUGGACCAUGCAAGACUACCAAAGCAUUCGCAAACAAACGAAACAUAUCCUGCCACACGGGAAAUUCUAUCACAGUGGUAUAUUUGGUGGUGGGCUAGUGAUCUUGUCGAAAUGGCCCAUAGAAGAGAGUUCGAUGUUUCGAUAUCCUCUGAAUGGAAGACCGACUGCUUUCUUUAGAGGCGAUUGGUAUGUUGGAAAAGGGGUUGCAUGUGCGAGAAUACGGUUUGGCCCCGGUGCGAAAGACGUAGUGGAGGUGUUCACAACGCAUCUUCACGCGCCCUACGAGCGAGAACCCAACGACUCGUACAUCUGUCACCGUACCGCCCAGGCAUGGGAAAUUGCAAAACUGAUGCGUGGAGCGGCAGAGCGCGGCCACCUUGUCCUCGGCCUUGGUGAUUUCAAUAUGAUACCCCUCUCCCUGGCCCACCGACUCAUCAGCACUCAUGCCCCUGUCCGCGACGUCUGGAUGCUCCUACACCCCGACUGCUCAAUCGGUUCGGCCGUUGACCCCGUCGAAAAAGCUCGAGGACGACCAAUCCCAACGGCUGAAUACAACCUCAAUGAAAACGGCGCGACUUGUGAUACCAUACUGAAUACGUGGCGCUGGGAGAAGUCCCAGCAAAAGAAACUCGGUCCAAAUAAACCACCUAUAGAAAUACCACUUGACCGAGAGGACCCCAGAGCCAAGAGAUUAGACUACAUAUUCGCCAGCACGGCCGCCGAUCCAUCCAACAUCGAAGCUGGAGGCUGGGUCGUCAAGUCUGCCAAAGUCGGCAUGUUGAGCCGCCAUCCAGAACUGCAAUGUUCACUCAGCGACCAUUUCUCCGUCGAGGCCACGCUCGUCCAUUCCAAAUCCGUAGUGCCGGAACCAGAGUCCAAGGUCAAAGAAGAUGCAGUAAGCAACGGCAUCUACCUCCAAUCCCCGUCCACAUCAGAAUUUCGCACCCCUGACCAAUCCGUUACUUCACAACUCAAAUACACCAAACCCCCCUUCCUCCCCAUCGAAACCUACGACGAGAUCCUCGCCAUGAUCCACAAGUACCGCAUCCGCGAGCGCACACAGCGUCGCUUACGACUCUCCCACUUCCUCCUCUCAUUCAUCAUCAGCAUCGGCUGUCUCAUAGCCGUAUGGUGGAGCCCCCGAAACUUCGUCGCAUUCCUACUCAUGUUAUUAAGCACCUUGGGCCUAGGAUUCGGCGUCCUGGAUGGAUUGAUCGGUGGCCUGUUCGUGGGGAGUGAAAUCCGAGCACUCAAGGAGUUUGAGUGGGAGAUCAGUAAUGUAAGGGCGGCGGCACGCGGGGAGGUGCAUGUCAUGGCUGAGGAGGGUAUACAGGAUUGGUAGAUGGCUAGCUGUUAGUACUGAUAAAUAUACAUAAUGUAAUAUGAGAGGGUUUAAGGUACACUAGGUACCUUAUACACUAAGAGCGAGACAUGAGCGUGUUCAGGGGCCGUUGCUAAUGCAGACUAGUCAUGAUUCCCGUCUGCCAACAUAAAAAGCCG
This is a messenger RNA of Amorphotheca resinae ATCC 22711, 1772 nucleotides long. RefSeq lists its product as hypothetical. Gene Ontology annotation, cellular component: cytoplasm. The transcript has 2 exons. The record is from RefSeq and is a predicted model, not a curated record. Gene Ontology annotation, molecular function: sphingomyelin phosphodiesterase activity. The coding region runs from base 118 to 1614 and encodes 498 amino acids. NCBI's taxonomy places the organism in Eukaryota, Fungi, Ascomycota, Leotiomycetes, Helotiales, Amorphothecaceae.